AUGGCUUCGAGGUGUGAAGAAGACCUGUGCUGCCCCAUCUGCCAUGACAUCUACAAAGACCCUGUUAUUAUGAAUUGCACCCACAACUUCUGCAGAGCCUGUGUGGAGAGCGAGUGGAGAACAAAGCCAAGAAAAUGUCCACUGUGUUCGAAGAGACACUCUAAAGAACUACCUCCAAACAUACCUUUGAGGAAUAAGUGUCAGGUUCGCCUACGGCAAGAAAGAGUUUGUAAGCUUCAUAACGAGGACCUCAAACUCUUCUGCAGAGACCAUCUCCAGCCAGUUUGUUUAGUCUGUAGAGACUCGGAACAACACAAUGGGCAUACAAUCCGACCCAUCAAUGAGGAAGCUCCAAUUAUUCGGAAAAAACUUGAAGAUAAACUAAAACCGCUGAAAGACAAGAUUCAAGAGUUGAGUAAAAGCAAACAACUGUUUACAGAAUCUGCGUCUCAUAUAAAAUCCCAGGUGUGUUUAACUGAGACUAGAAUCAUCAAGCAUUUUCAGAGGCUCCACCAAUUUCUUGAAAAGGAAGAACGGAAUCGAAUCCAAGCUCUGAGAGAGGAAGAGAAGCAGAAGACAAAGAGACUGGAGGACAAGAUAGCAGAGAUCGGCAAAGAGAUACAAGCUCUGUCUGAGAUCAUCGCAUCCAUAGAGAAGCAGCUAGAAGUUCCAGAUAUCUCCAUCCUGCUUAAAUACAAGGCUACCAAAAAGAGAGUGAAGCACUGCCCCCUUAUGGAGACACCAAAGUUGGGCUCGGGAGCUGUGAUAAACCAGGCCAAACAUCUAGGCAACCUGGAUUUUAACAUCUGGAACAACAUGAAGAACCUGGUGGAGUUCUACCCUGUCAUUUUGGACCCUAACACAGCACAUCCAGAACUAACAUUGUCCGAGGAUUUAACCAGCAUAAGAUGUGUAAACGAACAAAGAAUUCCAGAUAUUCCUGAACGAUUUGCUUCUUAUGACCGCGUCCUGGGAUCAGAAGGGUUUAGUUGUGGUAAUCACAGUUGGGAGGUCGAAGUGUCCGGUAAAGAGUACUGGUCAGUAGGUGUGGUCAGUGAGUCUGUACAAAGAAAAGGAAGAAUGGAUGCUGGGAAUUGGGAAAUCUAUUUUAUAAAUGGUAAAUACAAAGUCGUCUCUCGGCCAGACACGUUUAAACAAUUGGACGUUCAGAAUCUGAGCACAGUGAGAGUGAACCUGGACUAUGACAAAGGAACAAUUUCGUUUCAUAAUGCAGACACCAAUGCGCGCUUAUACAAGUUCACAUGUAGUUUCUCUGAGAGGCUGUUCCCAACCUUUUUGACCUAUAACACUGCCCCACUCAAGAUUUUGCCUUCCAAGCCCUAUUUAACCAUUUCAUCUGCUCUUUAA
This is a messenger RNA of Periophthalmus magnuspinnatus, 1368 nucleotides long. RefSeq names its product E3 ubiquitin-protein ligase TRIM39-like. Gene Ontology annotation, molecular function: zinc ion binding; protein binding. NCBI's taxonomy places the organism in Eukaryota, Metazoa, Chordata, Actinopteri, Gobiiformes, Gobiidae. The transcript has a single exon. The record is from RefSeq and is a predicted model, not a curated record. Bases 1 to 1368 code for a protein of 455 amino acids.